AUGACCGGUUCGGCCAUGUACGAACUCGUCCGUGUCGGCCACGACGAGCUUGUUGGUGAGGUCAUUCGUAUCGACGGAGACAAGACAACUAUUCAGGUGUACGAGGAAACCUCCGGAGUUACGGUCGGGGACCCCGUCUUGCGUACGGGGAAGCCUCUGAGUGUUGAACUCGGCCCUGGUCUCAUGAGUAACAUCGUCGAUGGUAUUCAGCGGCCACUGCGAGGCAUUCAAGAGCUAUCCAAGUCCAUCUACAUCCCAAGAGGUAUUAACACCGACGCGCUGGACCGCUCUCUGAAGUGGGAUUUCACCCCUACUGAUAUGAAGAUCGGCGACCACAUAUCCGGAGGCGACAUCUUUGGGCGCGUCUACGAGAACUCUCUCGUUGACAAGCACAAGAUUAUGCUUGGCCCUCGCGCUCGUGGUACCAUCACUCACAUCGCGGAGCCUGGCAGCUACGCUGUCGAUGACAUUGUUCUUGAGACCGAGUUCAACGGCGAGGUCACCAAGCAUGCCAUGAUGCAAGUGUGGCCCGUUCGCGCACCACGCCCUGUCGCCGAGAAGCACACCGCGGACUACCCUCUGCUCACUGGCCAACGCAUCCUUGAUGCACUCUUCCCUUGCGUGCAGGGAGGGACGACGGCGAUUCCCGGAGCGUUCGGUUGUGGCAAGACGGUUAUCUCGCAGGCUCUUUCGAAGUUCUCCAACAGUGACAUCAUUAUCUACGUCGGCUGCGGAGAGCGCGGUAACGAGAUGGCCGAAGUACUUAUGGACUUCCCUCAACUCACUAUGGAUGUUGGCGAUCGUCAAGAGCCCAUCAUGAAGCGCACUACCCUUGUCGCCAACACCUCCAACAUGCCUGUCGCUGCGCGUGAAGCCUCCAUCUACACCGGUAUCACCCUUGCGGAAUACUUCCGUGACCAGGGAACCAACGUCUCUAUGAUGGCCGACUCGACUUCACGUUGGGCCGAAGCUCUUCGUGAAAUCUCGGGUCGUCUUGCGGAGAUGCCCGCUGAUUCCGGAUACCCUGCAUACCUCAGCACUAAGCUCGCAAGCUUCUACGAGCGUGCGGGCAAGGUUACUUGCUUGGGUAACCCCGUGCGUCAAGGGACGGUCUCGAUUGUCGGCGCCGUCUCGCCGCCGGGUGGUGACUUCUCGGACCCGGUCACGGCCGCCACGCUCGGUAUCGUGCAGGUCUUCUGGGGUCUGGACAAGAAGCUCGCCCAGCGGAAGCACUUCCCGUCGGUCAACUGGUCGUUGUCGUACUCCAAAUACACUAAGGUGUUGGAGCCAUACUACGAGCAGUCGGAGCCGGGCUUCGUCGAGCUACGGAUGAAGACGAAGGAGAUCCUGCAGAAGGAGGAGGACCUCGCUGAAAUCGUGCAGCUGGUCGGCAAGAGCGCGCUCGGCGAGAACGACAAGAUCACGCUCGAGGUCGCGAGGAUGCUCAAGGACGACUUCCUGCAGCAGAACGGUAUCUCGGAGUACGACCGCUUCUGCCCCUUCUACAAGACGAGUGCGAUGCUCCGCAACUUCGUGGCGUUCCACGACGCGGCGCAGAAGGCGGUUGGCGGCGGGGACCUCACGUUCGCGAAGAUCCGCGAGUCUGCGAGCGAUAUUAUGUUUAAGCUGUCGCAGAUGAAAUUCGAGGUACGUCGCGGUGACCCAUGUACAAUUUUGGCCGGUGGCUCACUCCAAGACUCCAAACUGCGCCAGUCGCCGUCGCAAGGCAAAGAGCCGAUCAAACAGAAGAUGGACGCGCUGCAUGGCGAGAUCCAGGAGAAGUUCCGGCAGAUGGUAGAGUAA
Messenger RNA from Epithele typhae, 1803 nucleotides. RefSeq names its product V-type ATPase. Gene Ontology annotation, biological process: proton transmembrane transport; ATP metabolic process. The coding region runs from base 1 to 1803 and encodes 600 amino acids. NCBI's taxonomy places the organism in Eukaryota, Fungi, Basidiomycota, Agaricomycetes, Polyporales, Epitheliaceae. Gene Ontology annotation, molecular function: proton-transporting ATPase activity, rotational mechanism; ATP hydrolysis activity; ATP binding. Gene Ontology annotation, cellular component: fungal-type vacuole membrane; proton-transporting V-type ATPase, V1 domain. The record is from RefSeq and is a predicted model, not a curated record. The transcript has 10 exons.